This is a messenger RNA of Mesorhabditis spiculigera, 861 nucleotides long. NCBI's taxonomy places the organism in Eukaryota, Metazoa, Nematoda, Chromadorea, Rhabditida, Rhabditidae. The record is from the annotation of a GenBank genome assembly.
AUGACAGAUGACGUCCGCCCGGACGACUAUGAAGGGCAUUACUUCGACCCUGGAGAAGCCACCUCAAGCACUGUAUUCGUUCUCAUCGGCCUCAUUUCGCUAGUCGUGUUUCUGAGAAUAGCUCGAUACCACUAUCGCCAUGGAUUCGAGUCGCAUUUUCAGAAGAUAUUUCUGGUAUUUACGGCUAAUACCGGCGUUUUCCCCGGUGUCGUCAGCUGGUUGAGCGAGUAUUCUAUAUUGCUACAAAUGCUCGGCACUUUAUUAACCGCCCUGAAUCGGGCUACAGCGCUCGCUUUUCCGACAAAAUAUAUGAACAUCUGGGGACCUUAUACGUGGCAUUACAUCGGUAUCACUGCCCUGAUCCCAUUUAUUUAUCGAGCACCAUCUUUCACGGCCACCAGCCAUUUUUUGCGCCUCGGCUGGGGGUAUUACAUACCUUAUACCAUCGAAAAUGGCGAAUUUGCGGUACUUAUCAAAGAAGCCUACUACCCCGCUUGUGGUAUCACAAUUUUUCUGACGCUCCUCGUCAACACAUACACCUCCGUCAAACUAUUUUCAUACACGAAAAAGCUGAAGCAACGCGAGCUGGUCAACACUAUUGCAUUGAUUUGUGUCAACACGAUGGACCUCGACAACAACUACGUCAUCUUCUUCUUACAACCCAUCUUUGCUGAUAUCGCAAAUUUUCUGCCAUUAUGGUUCCUGCUCCUCAUCUCCGAGGAGACACGUGCAAUGGUAUCCGGAAAGCUGGCCAGAGAUGCCAAGCCGAUCUCCGGGAUUUUCUUGACUUCGAUUGGCACGAAGCACGAGCUCGACAAAAGACGAGGAUCACAGUUUAGCACCACUACUGUCAAUAAACUU